This is a messenger RNA of Anopheles marshallii, 1104 nucleotides long. RefSeq names its product E3 ubiquitin-protein ligase Hakai (gene Hakai). Gene Ontology annotation, biological process: protein ubiquitination; regulation of cell adhesion. Lineage: Eukaryota; Metazoa; Arthropoda; Insecta; Diptera; Culicidae. The coding region runs from base 1 to 1104 and encodes 367 amino acids. The record is from RefSeq and is a predicted model, not a curated record. The transcript has 2 exons. Gene Ontology annotation, molecular function: ubiquitin protein ligase activity.
AUGGAUUCGGACGAUGGUAGUACGAAAAAAUCGAGCCGAGGACGUGGAAAGACCAGAGGCUCCCGAGGACGUGGUCGCGGUCGUGGUCGUGGACGUGGAAAGAAAGCUACACGAGUAAUCUCUUCCGAGGAAGAAGAGGAAGUCGCAUCACCCGAACCGGAAAAGCAGCAUUCAGCUGCUGUCAAAGAAUCGGCGGUGAUUGUACCGAUUGUACCGGACCCGCCCGCCGAACCGAACCCGGAACCAUUGACGAGCAUUCUACCGGCGCCUGGUAGUGCUCCGCUUAUUAUCGACAUGGAGGCAGACAUUUCGCAGUUGGAAGCACCCACCUUUACGACGAUAAGCCGUGGUCCUCCGGAACCGAUGCUGCGUCUGAGCUGGAACCACAAGGUGAACCUAAUCGGAGAGAAGGUGUUAAACCCGAUGAUCUAUUGCUGCGAUCAGUGCGACAAUCCAAUACUUAUCUACGGUCGAAUGAUACCGUGCAAGCAUGUGUUUUGUCUUCGGUGUGCACGCUCCGAAACAUUCAAGGUGUGUCCACGCUGCAACGAGAAAGUUGUCCGGGUGGAACAGACGCGCCUCGGUACGGUAUUUAUGUGUACGCAUGGUGGCACUCGGUACGGGAAUACUGGCUGUCGCCGGACAUACCUUUCUCAACGAGAUCUACAGGCACACAUUAAUCACCGACACGUUACAAAUCCGGCCCCACCGGCACAGUCAACGAUACAACCGCUGGUUAUACCGUCCCCACAACAAACCGUCUCGAUUCAGCCAAUGGAACUGUCACCUAUGAGUAAGAUGCUGUCGGAAAAGGUAAACUCCGGUGGGGUUGCCUCAUUGCGCAAAAACUCCAGCGAACAGCACAGUUCUCCACGGUCCGGAAUAAUGCGUCAGUCCGAGCUGGGCGAUAGUUACUACAAUUACGGUAACUCUAGCUCGUACAGUACAAACCAUUCCGCUCCGAAUCAGCAUUUGUCCCGCGCCAGUUACUCACCUUACGCACAUCAGACAUCAUCUCCGCAACAGCAACAAAUGCAACCGUCUACGACAUCAUCCAUAUCGUCGAACCACUGGAGCCAAUCCACCAGUCAGUACUAUCGUUAA